This is a messenger RNA of Paramecium primaurelia, 1896 nucleotides long. NCBI's taxonomy places the organism in Eukaryota, Ciliophora, Oligohymenophorea, Peniculida, Parameciidae. The record is from the annotation of a GenBank genome assembly.
AUGAUGUAUCAAGAAUGAUAGAUAUAUUUAGUCAAAUGCCAGAAUCAUAAAUGGGUUCAUUAAGAAUGAGACCUUCCUAAUUAAGAAUAGAAAUGACUGAUGAUCAAUAACUAUCCACAAGACGUAGAAAUUUUAUGUCCCCUACUGCUUUGCCAUUAUUUAGAGAAUUGUAAAAAAAUAGUUUUAUAUAUAAGAUAAUAAUAAACUACUAGACAACAUUUGUAAUAAAGUAUUGCUCCUUUAGCUAUGAAAGUAAAAUUAUCAAUUUUAUACAUUAGCCAAUAUCUAGUCAAUCUUAAAUUACAAAAUCCUUAUUGUUUAAUUUAUUUUUAUAAGGUUUCUUUAUAAACUAUUAUGGUUAUCUAUUUUGGUAAUACAGUUUUCGCUAUGUUUUACUUUAAUUAUGGAUUUAAGAUUUACUCACAAUGUUCAUAUUAAUAUAUUUUAAUUAUCGUAAAGGAGAAGAUUGUAUUUGGCAAUUAAUAGAAGCUAUGUUUCUAUUUUUCUUAAAAGUAAUAGAAUCAUUUAAAAAAAAAGGUUUUUAUAGUAUUUUAUUAUGAAAUACAAAAAUUCAAAAUAUACUUUAUUACAAUAAUGAUGAUUUCACUUUCUAUCUUAGUGUUAUUUAUGCGAGUUGUUUAGAAAUUGAAAUUUCAAUUAUAGAACAAUUAAUAAAUUGUAAGUAUGAAAAUAUAUAGUAAGAUUAUCUAAUUUAUAAAAACAUUAUUAUGUGUUUAAAUGACACUUAUUGCUUUGAAAUGGGAGGAUAAAAUUGAAUGGGUUUGGUCUUAAAUUUUUAUAAUUUUAUGGGUAUUUUUGGUAGUUCUUGCAUUAUUAUUAUUUAUAUCAUUUAUAGGAUGUAUUGAAACAUUCAUUAAUCUUCUAAAAAAAUAAACUAGUUAAAAUUAUUGUAUUUCUUAUAUCUAUUAUAGUAAUAGGAAACAUUUGGAUUUUUAUCAAUAUAAUAGGUUACACAUUGUUACCAUUCUCAUUUUUGUAUAGAUUGACUUAAUUAUAUGAUAAUGAAGAAUCAUUUGGAGAGGAUGAAACUAUUUAAUUAAUUGUUUUAAAUGGAAUUUAUAUGCUCUUGUUAACCAUUUAUACUACUUUUUUUGUAAAUAAUAUAAGGUAAUUAUAAAAUCCUAAAAAGUAGAAUGUUUUUGAAAGAACUUUAAGGAUUUGAAUAAUACUCUACUGGUAUGCCAUAAUAAUAACCAAUACAAAUUUAAUAAGAAUAAGAAUAAAGAAAUAAUGAUAAUGGACCUGAUUCUAAUGAAACCUUGUCUAAGAAAAAAAGAAAGUAACCAUUUAGAUUUAUUAAAUUAAAUGCACCAUUAUAUUUAGUAAAAAUGUCAUGUACAUUCUUUGCUAUUUUUGAUAAAAUACAUUUUAAUUAAACAAAUCAAAAAUAAACAGAAUAACUAUCUCAAAGAGCAUUAGGAUAAUAAUCAUCAAAUAGAAUGGAAUUUUAAAAGGAAAUCAAAGCAAAUAGCAAUUCAUUAGAUGAAAAGAUCAAUAACUUAGAAGUAUAAGAAUAAUAAAAAGAAAUAAUUGAAGAAUAGCCAAAAGAAAAUGAAUAAUCCAAAAAAUGUUCAGAAAUACCUUAAAAAUCUCAAAAUUCAAUAAAUGAUGAUUAAUAAUCUACUUAGGAUAAAUGUUUAAUUUGUUAUGAAAAUUAACCUAAUAUUUUAUUUAUACCAUGUAGACAUGGUGGAGUAUGUGAGAAAUGUGCAGAAGAUAUUGUACUUAAAACCAAUUAAUGUUAUUUGUGUAGAAAAGUAUAUAUUCUUUAAUAUUUAGAAUAUUAAAUAAAUAUUGAAAAUAAAUACAGAAGGAGGAUAAUUAAUUGUUAAUGAGAUUAGUAACAUAAAAUAAAGAAGAUAAAUUUAAGUAUGA